This is a messenger RNA of Moesziomyces aphidis, 1137 nucleotides long. Lineage: Eukaryota; Fungi; Basidiomycota; Ustilaginomycetes; Ustilaginales; Ustilaginaceae. The record is from the annotation of a GenBank genome assembly.
AUGUCGGCUGCAGUCACCUCUCUCGCUGCGGGCACAACCACCGCCCAGCCCAACACCGCAUCCCUCGCCAGCAUCGGCAACGCAGCAGCUUCCGCCAGCGCGCUCGGCAUCCAGUCCUUCUAUCAAUCCAAGAUCCGAUCCUACGAGAUCCUCAUCAACCAAAAGACCCAGAACCUCCGCCGUCUUGAAGCGCAAAGAAACGCCCUCAAUGCGCGCGUCCGCCUCUUGCGCGAAGAGCUCCAGCUGCUCCAGGAGCCUGGCUCCUACGUCGGCGAAGUCGUGAAAGUCAUGGGCAAGAAAAAGGUGCUCGUCAAGGUGCAGCCAGAGGGCAAAUACGUCGUCGACAUUGCUUCCGACAUCGACAUCUCCACUCUCACUCCCACGCUCCGCGUCGCCCUCCGCUCCGACUCCUACACCCUCCACAAAGUGUUGCCCAACAAGAUCGACCCCCUCGUCUCCCUCAUGAUGGUCGAAAAGGUCCCCGACUCUACAUACGAGAUGGUCGGCGGUCUCGACCGCCAGAUCAAGGAGAUCAAGGAGGUCAUCGAGCUUCCCGUAAAGCAUCCCGAACUCUUUGAGGCUCUCGGAAUCGCUCAGCCAAAAGGUGUACUGCUCUACGGUCCUCCCGGCACCGGCAAGACGCUUCUCGCCCGUGCCGUCGCACACCACACCGACUGCCGCUUCAUCCGCGUAUCCGGCUCCGAGCUCGUCCAAAAGUACAUCGGAGAAGGCUCGCGCAUGGUGCGAGAGCUCUUCGUCAUGGCGCGAGAGCACGCCCCCUCGAUCAUCUUCAUGGACGAGAUCGACAGCAUCGGAUCGUCCCGAGGCGACGGCGGCUCGCGAGGCGGCGAUUCCGAGAUCGAGUUCCCUCCCCCGGGCCCCGAGGCACGUGUCUCGAUCCUGCGCAUCCACAGCCGAAAGAUGUCGUUGCAGCGCGGCAUCAACCUCCGCGCGCUCGCCGAAAAGAUGGGCCAGUGCUCCGGUGCCGAGGUGCGCGGCAUCUGCACCGAAGCCGGCAUGUACGCCUUGAGGGAGCGCCGCCAGCACGUCUCGCACGAAGACUUUGAGCUCGCCAUCGCCAAGGUCCUCCGUGCACAAGCAUCGUCCGAAACUUCGGUCAACAAGCUCUUCACAUGA